Molecule: messenger RNA, 594 nt
Organism: Anopheles cruzii
Lineage: Eukaryota; Metazoa; Arthropoda; Insecta; Diptera; Culicidae
Product: DNA replication complex GINS protein PSF1-like
Exons: 3
Coding region: 10-594 (194 amino acids)
Biological process (GO): DNA replication; DNA strand elongation involved in mitotic DNA replication
Cellular component (GO): GINS complex
Source: RefSeq, a predicted model, not a curated record
UUUCGCAGUAUGACGACGGAUAAAGGUUUUGAAUUAAUAAGAGAGUUUGAGCGCUCAACAGAUCCAAUACCACAAUUUAAUGAUGAUGGUGUCCGUUCGGUGUUGGAAGACAUAUCGAAGAUCUACCAGGAAAACUACGCACAUGCAACAACCUUCACCGAAACUCGUGACCGCAAAUUUUUGCCCCUCGUAAUGUACCGGCAUAAGUUGAUCCAGCGGCAAAAACGCUGCGUACUCGCGUACCUAGCCAAUAGGUUGUUCCGCCUGAAAGCGCUCCGAUGGCACGUCGGAGCUACACUACCACCCGAAAUCAAAUCCUGCAUCAACGAACCAGAAUCGAUGUGGUUUAACAAGUAUUCUAAAAUCCUUGCCGAGUACAUGUCAUCCAUUCACGAAGGUUACGGGCUGAAUCUUACGAAUGAUAUGAAACCGCCAAAGUCGCUCUACAUCGAGGUACGUUGUUUGACGGAUUACGGGAAAUUCGAACUCGAUAACGGCGAGAUUGUGCUGCUUAAAAAGAACAGCCAACACUACCUACCGAAGCUACAAUGUGAGCAGCUUAUUAGACAAGGAAUACUGCAGCACAUUAUUUAA